Fulvia fulva is the source of this 2280-nucleotide messenger RNA. RefSeq lists its product as uncharacterized. Gene Ontology annotation, molecular function: DNA-binding transcription factor activity, RNA polymerase II-specific; zinc ion binding. NCBI's taxonomy places the organism in Eukaryota, Fungi, Ascomycota, Dothideomycetes, Mycosphaerellales, Mycosphaerellaceae. The record is from RefSeq and is a predicted model, not a curated record. Gene Ontology annotation, biological process: regulation of DNA-templated transcription. The transcript has 3 exons. Bases 1 to 2280 code for a protein of 759 amino acids.
AUGUACCACAACGCAUUCCAACACUGGCAGCUGCCGCCUGUGGCAGAGCCUCAAGGGCUUGUCGCAUUGCCCCAAGCGCAAUGGGUUCAUUACGCGGCGCCGACAGACUGCAAGAUUCUGCUGCCCGGAGACAUUGACACCAAGCCCUACGGACCUACGACUGCUGCUGACAGCGGUCUGCUGGCAUAUCACCUUGCAAGUCACGCCCCGGCUCCGGAUCAGCAGGCGAGCUGGCUUCCUGUCAAAGUGCCCAAGAAGCCUAGGGCAAUGCAGGCCUGUGACCAGUGUCGAUACCGCAAGCAACGAUGCGACGAAGGUACGCCUUGUUCUUUCUGCAAAGAGCUGGAUCUAGAGUGCAGCUACCGUCCGCCGGUGCCGUCCAAAUUCGACAAAAUGGUUGACUUCAUGGCAUCUUGGAUGUCGACUCAAUCUGAGGGGUUGACUGCGUUAUCCAACAAGCUCGACCGGCUACAACGCGUCUUGGUCUCCUAUGAGUCGAACCCCAGUCUACCUCGCAGCGAGACCCAGGGAUCUACGUUUCAAGAUCAAGACGAUCAAUUUCAACAGCGCCGCCGUAGCUUCGGAUCUCCGACUGAGCUGAAGGCCACAGGCUAUGAAAGUGUCCUUCAAUGGCCGGCAGUAAGAGAUGUGCUUGCAAGGGCCAACGUUUUCCCGAACGAUGACUAUCUCCUGGAGGCGGAGGACCACACACAACCACUGCCGGGAUCGUCUUCCGCUUCUUCAUGGCCUCACAACUACACCCUCCAGGUGGACAAAAUUAAGUCCGAGUAUGGAGCCUUCUUGGACCAUGUCUAUGGACGACACCCCAUUAUCAAUCGAUGCUCGGUCGCCAAGACUCUGGAAGGGUUCACGACUGAGCGGAGGAGGACUCCUUCAGCAGGUUACCACCAGGAUGAGCGCCCAGCCAAACGAAGGCGGCUCGACACUCAGUCGCCUAUGCGCCCCGACACACCAGAAAUUCGGCAAUCUCCGAGCACCGCGGUCGCGCUGCUUGUUCUUGCACUGGGUGCUGCUGUGGAGAGCGAGGUGAAUCACAGCAAAGGGUUGCACCACCGCGCAUACAACCACGAUCAGAAGCAUUGGGCAAGUGAUGCCGUACCAGGCUUCAGUCACUACACCGAAGCUGUACAGAUCAUGGCUGGCCACAUGGAUGGCACUAGUCUCGCGCAUGCCCAGAUGUUCCUGCUCGCAGGCCUAUACAAAGCCAGACUGGUUCGUACAAGGGAAGCAAGUAGCUGGUACUCAAUGGCAGGCCGUGUGUUGCUUCACCUUGUUCAGCGACGGCAACUACACAAGGAACAGAGGCAUAACUCUUCGUCAACACCACAAGGAGACCGCUCGACCCAGGUGCAGCACAACUCGCAAGAUGAUCUUGUGCUUCGAUGCGCCUGGUCAUGCUUGUCUCUGGAGGGACAAAUCCUGCCCGACUUGCGUCUGCCGAAGAGUGGCUUGGAGCAGAUCGAAUAUCGACUUCCUCUACCAAGCUCGGUUGCCGGGAUCGCCGCGAACAACGGCGAGACCGCGCUCGCACGGGGAAGCCAACAAGAACGUCGCGUCCAUGCUGCUCAUCUACGUCUUCGACGUCUAUCACAUGAACUCAACAGGAGCCUGCUAUCGCACUCAUCGGGAGAUACACCACCGGACCUAGCAAGCUUCUCCUCCAAGCAGUCCGCCACGCUUGAGCGGUGGAGAAGCACAUUGCCAUCAUCGCUACAGUGGCACGAUACAGACACCACGCCUCACGGAGCUGCCAUUGCGAGCCUUGGACAUGCAUACUGGCGUGCCAAGCUGAGUCUCACAAGACCAUUCCUGGACUACGUCCUGCACAGGCACCACACGUCGGAGGCCCAUGACGAAUAUACAGCAUCUAUGGCACGCGACCACGCAGCAGAAAUACCACAAAUGAGGUCGACGAUCGCAGCCCUGCGAGACACAGCAGGGUACGAAGACGUACUCGAACUUGCACACUCCUGCAUCGAAGCAACGAAGCAGAGCGUCACAUUCCGCGACUUCAUCACAGAGUCAUGGGUCGUGGACAAUGUACAGACUUUGAGUCAUCAGCGCGUGGAAGAUGUCCUAUUGCUGGCAGCAGCACAUCAACACGAUGAGCUCCGGGGCUUCGUACCUUUACCAGAGCUGCAACAGCUCACUUCCAGCGCUGUCGGCUUGCUUCAACAGCAUUCGGGGGAGUCACCAGCUUGUGCAGCAGACUAUAACAUUUUACUUGGGUUUCAGCAAGCCAACUUCGGCUUGGAGUAG